Molecule: messenger RNA, 2712 nt
Organism: Etheostoma cragini (Arkansas darter)
Lineage: Eukaryota; Metazoa; Chordata; Actinopteri; Perciformes; Percidae
Gene: sv2ca
Product: synaptic vesicle glycoprotein 2Ca
Exons: 13
Coding region: 437-2641 (734 amino acids)
Biological process (GO): transmembrane transport; chemical synaptic transmission
Cellular component (GO): membrane
Molecular function (GO): transmembrane transporter activity
Source: RefSeq, a predicted model, not a curated record
CUGUGCCUCCUACCACCAUCACUCUCUUUCGCUCUCUCCUUUCCUGAAGUACUGCAGCGAGAGAGCACUGCAUCGGAAAAAACCUCACUGCGCUGGCAAUUACCUCUGACUCACAUUACUAUUCUAGAGUAAAAAACCCACAAGAAUAUUUUUGUUUCACCAUUAAGCGAAAGCGGAGUCUGAUGCAAUGGGUAAUUAUCAGCCCAGUUCACUCUUCUAGCCAUAAACGACGCCUGGCCGAUGAUUGCCACAGCCAUUGUGGGUUAUCUCCUGUGGUGACUCAAGAGUUUUCCUCCCUGCUGCAUCUCAAGACCCACUGAUCUCACCAUUUCUGAAAUUCCCCUGUCAGCGUACAUUCACCCCUCUUGCCCUUCUUCCCUCUUUCUUCUACUUCUAAGUAUUCUCUGAAGCCCCGUGAAGACCUGGUGGAGCAAUAAUGGAGGACAAUUACAAUAACAGGACUUCCCUGGCUAAGGGGGCCAAGGACAUUGUCAAGGAGGCCAAGCGGCAUGCAACAAAGAAAGUCAACAAGGUGGUGGAUCGCGCCACAGAUGAGUACUCAUCCCACCACAACUACAGCCGAUUCCAGGAUGAGGAGGACGAAGAUGAGGAUUUCUACCGGAACCCUCCGAGGCAGGACGGAGAGAGCUACCCUGACAACGAGGAGGGCUCCAGUGAUGCAACCGAGGGCCACGAUGACGAGGAUGAGAUCUACGAGGGCGAGUACCAGGGUAUCCCCUCCGCAGGAGAUAGGAAGCAAAAGGAGGGCCAGGUGGCACUGGGGCAACCGGUGUCAGAUGCCACAAGGGACCGUAAGGGGCUGGAGGAGGAGAGACAGGCGGACGAGGAGGAGCUGGCCCAACAAUACGAGCUGAUUAUCCAGGAGUGUGGCCAUGGGAAGUUCCAGUGGCAGCUGUUUCUGGUGCUUGGGCUGGCACUCAUGUCAGAUGGGGUGGAGGUGUUCGUGGUGGGCUUUGUGCUGCCAAGCGCAGAAACAGACAUGUGUGUGCCCAAUUCCAGCUCAGGAUGGCUAGGCAGUGUUGUUUACUUGGGGAUGAUGGUUGGAGCGUUCUUCUGGGGAGGGAUGUCUGACAAAGUGGGCCGCAGACAGUGCCUCCUCAUUUGCAUGUCCACGAAUGGCUUUUUUGCCUUCCUGUCAUCUUUUGUUCAGGGAUACGGCCUCUUCCUCCUUUGCCGUCUCAUCGCGGGCUUUGGGAUAGGAGGUGCUGUGCCCAUCGUUUUCUCCUUCUUUGCAGAGGUGUUGUCCAGGGAGAAAAGAGGAGAACACCUCAGCUGGCUGUGUAUGUUCUGGAUGAUUGGAGAGAUCUAUGCAUCUGCUAUGGCCUGGGCCAUCAUACCACACUAUGGUUGGAGUUUCAGUAUGGGUUCAGCAUACCAGUUUCACAGCUGGAGGGUAUUUGUGGUCGUCUGUGCCCUGCCCUGUGUGUGUGCUGUGGUGGCACUUACCUUCAUGCCUGAAAGUCCCAGGUUCUACCUCGAGGUGGGGAAGCAUGAUGAAGCCUGGAUGAUCCUCAAACAGAUCCACGACACCAACAUGCGAGCGCGUGGGCAACCGGAGAAAGUCUUCACCGUAAACAGGAUUAAGAUCCCCAAACAGAUGGAUGAACUGGUGGAAAUGGAGUCAGAGUCUGGCAACCAAGUUUCCAAGUUUUUCUUCAGAAUAAAGACUGAAAUACAUGGGAUCUAUCUGAAUCUCAUGAAGUGCUUCAACUACCCUAUGAGAGAAAACAUGAUGAGACUAGCUAUAGUUUGGUUCACGUUGUCAUUUGGCUAUUAUGGCCUGUCAGUCUGGUUCCCUGAUGUCAUCAAACACCUCCAGGCAGAUGAUUAUGCCUCCAAAGUGAAGCUGCACAAUAAUGAACGCAUUGAAGACUUCACUUUCAACUUCACUUUGGAGAACCAGAUACACCAAAAUGGCCUGUUCAUCAAUGACCGAUUCAUCAAUAUGAAGCUGAGGUCCGUCACCUUCAUUGACUCUACCUUUCGUAACUGCUACUUUGAUGAUGUGACUUCAGUGGGCUCCUUCUUCCGCAACUGCACUUUCAUUGAUGCUUUCUUCUUCAACACAGACAUUGAUGAAUCCAAGCUAAUAGAUGGCACAGAGUUGAUCAACAGCACAUUCACACACAACAAGAAAGGAUGCCAGAUGACAUUUGAUGAUGACUACAGUGCCUACUGGGUUUACUUCAUCAACUUCCUGGGGACUCUGGCUGUUUUGCCCGGCAACAUUGUGUCCGCCCUUCUCAUGGACAAAAUUGGUCGUCUGUCCAUGUUAGGUGGCUCCAUGGUCCUUUCAGGCAUCAGCUGUUUUUUCUUGUGGUUCGGCACCAGUGAGUCCAUGAUGAUUUUCAUGUUGUGCCUUUACAACGGCCUGAGCAUCUCUGCCUGGAACUCUCUGGAUGUGGUGACGACUGAGUCAUUCCCUACUGUCAGGAGAGGAACAGGCUUUGGAUUCUGCAAUGCUCUCUGCAAGCUGGCUGCAGUCUUGGGGAACCUGAUUUUUGGUUCUCUUGUUGGCAUCACAAAGGCCAUCCCCAUCCUCAUGGCCUCGUCUGUGCUCGUCGGGGGAGGCCUGGUUGCACUCAGGUUGCCUGACACCAGGGAGAAUGUCCUCAUGUAACACUGGCUUGGCAUUCAUCAGCUGGGAUAAAACCUGGAUAAAUCUGGGUAAAUCCGAGAGAAAGCCCCGGG